This is a messenger RNA of Apis laboriosa (Himalayan honeybee), 2755 nucleotides long. RefSeq lists its product as uncharacterized. Gene Ontology annotation, biological process: protein transport to vacuole involved in ubiquitin-dependent protein catabolic process via the multivesicular body sorting pathway. The record is from RefSeq and is a predicted model, not a curated record. Gene Ontology annotation, cellular component: ESCRT I complex. Lineage: Eukaryota; Metazoa; Arthropoda; Insecta; Hymenoptera; Apidae. The coding region runs from base 95 to 2482 and encodes 795 amino acids. The transcript is spliced from 4 exons. Gene Ontology annotation, molecular function: protein-containing complex binding.
UAUGCUUGUUGUGUAUUCUUAUAACGAAAACAUUAAAUUAGAAAUUUGAAAGAAAUAUUAUAUGUUUUAGAUUUUGAUAAAUGAUAAUACGGAAAUGCAUAAAGCUGAUCAAAACAUAAGCUAUGAGACAAAGAAACCGAAUCAUGUAAGAAGAUUGAACUUUGGCCAAUCGAUCCUAACCUUAAACGUAGUUAAGCAAUUUCAAGGGCAAAAAGAUGGUGUAUUGUUAAUUGAAAAAAAUGUGGCAGAUAUACCUUACAUCGAAAAGGGCGAUUUUGUGCACAAAUGGAUAGAAACUCACGUUAAUUAUGCUAUCGAUUCAAAAGAAACAUCUUCCGUUCUGGAUCAUACGUCGGUUAUCACAGAUCAUCAAAGUUCUAUUACCGAUUCUACGAGAACUUCACCGAUAUUUGGUAAUCAAUGUACAAGUAAAUUUAUUAGAGAAAAAGUUAAAUUAGAGAAUAAUGGUAUAAACAACAUUGAAAAUAUACAUUCAAAUGAUUCACAAAAUACAAGUACUAAAGAAAGUGGAAGUAGUAAACGUAUGAGAAUAGAUAAUAAUGAUAAAAAGAAAAAUAUAAGAAGGAAACUAUUUGAUUCUCAAUCUAUUACUGUUCCGUAUGAAUCAUCUGAUGCAAAUGUUUCUCCUAUACUUGUCAAGAAUUCUUAUUCUUACAAAAGAAGCCGAAGAAAAUAUGAAGAAGAAAAUGCACAGCGAAAAGCCUUAGAUAGCAUUGAAAAUAAAUAUGUUACAAAUGAUGUUACGACAUCCCCUUUAAUUCAUACUAAAAUAUAUAAAGUCAAAAAAUCUCCUAUUUUGAUUAAAAAUUCUUACAAACGCAAACGUACUGAACAAAAAAAGGAAAUUCAAGAAAUAGAAAAUAAUUAUGUAAAUUCUGACAUAAAUUCUAUGAAUUCUUGUAAUUCGAUUGAAGUACCCUUGAAAAAGAAAUGGGAAAUCUUAAACAGUCAAAAGAAACGUGCAUUGUUAAAAAAAUUAGAAGAUGGUUUUAAAGUCAGUCAUUUAAAUUAUUCAGAGAAAGAUUUAGAAUCUACAGAAUCGUGUUCAUCAAUGUAUAAAAAAAUAUUAAAUAUAGAAGAUAGUCCAAAGGAAAUAAAAGAUGUUGUGAAAAUUGAAAUUGAGACUAGUGAAGAUGAAGAUAACGAUAGUAUUAAUAAUACUGUAAAUAUAAGUAAUGAUACUGAUAAUGAUUCUAGCAUUCAUGAUAAUAUAGAAGAUACAGAUACAGAUUAUAUUAAUAAAAAUCAUAAUCAUAAUUUAGCAUUUCCUGUUUCGAAAUGCACAUCGAUAAAUUCACAAAUGUCCGAUAAAGAUUCGGAUGUAACAUUUUUUUUAAAAGGGGAACAACUUUCGCAUAAGUUCAUUAACGUACGAUCUUCUCAGAAAAUCUCUCAAUUUUCAACCCAAGUUACAAACAUUACGGAUAAUAUAUCGAGUCAAACUGGAAUUAUUAUUAAUACAAAAACACCACCACAAGAAACUUUGGCAGAUGCUUCGGUGCAAUUAACUAUAUUAGAUUCGGGUAAAAAAAGAAGGAAACCUAAAAAAGGUAGUUUGUUGGAAAAAUUACAAUCAACGAUUAAUAGACAAGUAUCGUUUGUACGUAUAUGGAGACAUCAAUUAAAACAAACAAUACAACAAAAUACUCCUAUGCCAUGCAUUACUGUUUAUGUGCAAACAUGCAUAAAUCGCUUUGGUAGACAAUUCUUGAAUGGAUUUGUGAUCGAAGAUCCAUUCGAUUUAUUUUUGCAUAAAAAAGAAAAUAAUUCCGUUAAAUUUAUAAAGAUCAUGACGAUUCCCGAAAUAGUAGGUGUAAUAAUGUCUAUAACUCAAGAUCGACCUGAACUUUAUGAAGAAGUGAAGCUUUACAAGAAUGCAAGAGAAAGAGAAAAGCAUGACAAUCAAGCUGAUCUAUACGCAGUUGUGAAUACAUUGCAGCAUUUAGAGAAAGCUUAUAUCAGAGAUUGUGUGACUCCAAAAGAAUAUACAGCUGCUUGUAGCAAAUUAUUGGUGCAAUAUAGAGCAGCUUUCAAACAGGUACAAAGCGAUCAAUUUCCUACAAUAGAUGCAUUUGCUAGAGCAUUUCGAUUAGAUUGUCCAGCAGCACUCGAGAGGAUCAAGGAAGACAGACCAAUCACCAUAAAGGAUGACAAAGGCAAUACAUCUAAAUGCAUCGCUGAUAUCGUUUCUUUGUUCAUUACGUUAAUGGAUAAAUUACGAUUAGAAAUCAAAGCGAUGGAUCAGUUACAUCCAGAUUUAAGAGAUCUAGUGGACACCAUGAAUCGAUUGAGUAUAUUGCCAAGCGAUUUCGAUGGAAAAGAAAAAGUUGCCGAAUGGCUACAAACUUUGAAUAAUAUGUCCGCUUCCGAUGAAUUAUCCGAUAAUCAAGUCAGACAAUUGAUUUUCGAUUUAGAAACAUCUUAUAAUGCAUUUAAUAAAAUUCUUCAUAAUUCUUCGUAAAUUUGAUAAUUAAAUCUUUGCGUUACAUCGGAAUCCGUAAUGGAUCCUUUAUCACUUUGUAUCAUCGAUUUUUCAAAGUUUUUUCAAAUGUUGCCAUAGUUUUAUCUUGUCACUGGUUAAAUCACAAAACAAUAUUUAGAAACAACUAUUUUAUACACGAUUCUUUAUAAUGCGAUAUUUACGCGACAUAUUGUAUGUAACAUACAAAACGAUGUACAUAUAUAUAUGGUUUAAUUUAAUUGAAAAAAAUAAAAAUAAUUAUAGGUGCUUAUU